AAAAAAGAAAGAGCUAACGCAACCCAAACCCAAAUUAUCAAUCUCCUCUACUUCCAUUUCUCCCUUCCAGUGGUUACUCACUCAGCCACUGUGCUUCUUCUUCUUCUUCUCUUUCUCCCUCUCUCCUCUUCCCAAUGCCCUCUCUCCACCUUCUCCCCGGCGCCACCACCGCCCCCAACUCCACAUUCCUCCUCCGCCCCCAUUCCCCUCUCCUCCUCUCCAAAACCCUAACCUCCAAAAAACCCAAACCCAAACCCCCCACUGCCCUCCUCCAGUGGAACCGCAAGCCCGAGCUCUCCGGUUCCAUCCCGCGCGUCACCGUCAUUACCUCCGGAAAGGGCGGCGUGGGCAAGACCACCACCACCGCCAACAUCGGCCUCUCCCUCGCCCGCCUGGGCUUCUCCGUGGUCGCCAUCGACGCCGACGUCGGCCUCCGCAACCUCGACCUCCUCCUCGGCCUCGAGAACCGCGUCAACUACACCGUAAUCGAGGUCCUCAACGGCGACUGCCGCCUCGACCAAGCCCUCGUCCGCGACAAGCGCUGGUCCAACUUCGAGCUCCUCUGCAUCUCCAAACCCCGCUCCAAGCUCCCCCUCGGCUUCGGCGGUAAAGCCCUCACCUGGCUCGUGGACGCGCUGAAAGCGCGUCCACAGGGCUCCCCUGACUUCAUCCUCAUCGAUUGCCCCGCCGGCAUCGACGCCGGCUUCAUCACCGCCAUCACUCCCGCCAACGAGGCCGUCCUCAUCACCACCCCCGACAUCACCAGCCUCCGCGACGCCGACCGCGUCACCGGCCUCCUCGAAUGCGACGGAAUCCGGGACAUCAAGAUGAUCGUCAACAGGGUUCGAACCGAUAUGAUCAAAGGAGAAGACAUGCUGUCGGUGUUGGACGUGCAAGAAAUGUUGGGGUUGCCCUUGCUUGGGGCUAUUCCUGAGGACACUGAGGUUAUUAGAAGCACCAAUAGAGGCUACCCUCUUGUGCUCAACAAGCCUCCCACUCUGGCUGGCUUGGCGUUCGAACAAGCCGCUUGGAGGCUUGUGGAGCAGGAUAGCAUGCAGGCCGUGGUGGUGGAAGAACAACCCAAACGAGGGUUUUUCUCCUUUUUUGGUGGGUAGGUUUUAAACAAGGUUAUGCAUAAUAGUGUGUAUAGCUAGUUAGUUGGUUGGGUUAGUGCAUGUUUGGAUGAGGGUUGACAAUAUUGAUUUUGGUUAAAAUUGAUUUUGAAGUCAUCUUAUUUAUGUUUUUAUUAUAGCAUCAAUUCUGAACUUCUAACAUGAAACCAAACAUGUGAGAAUUUAUUCAAAAUCAAUUCUAGACUCAAAAUCAAUUCUCCAAUGCUGAACCAAACACACGCUUAAUUAGUUUAAGGUGUUUGUUUUUGUUUAAUUGAUUGGUCCAGUAAUGACUAGUGAGUAUAUUUGUUUUGAGAAUUGAGAGAGUUCUGACUAGUUUGUAGAGCCUGCUGUGGUUUUUUGAGAGGUGUGGGAUGUUGGAGCUCUGCUGGAAUGAAUAAUUAUUUUUUGUUUUGUUUUGUUGAUGAGUGAAGUUAUGAUAUUAUGAUAUUCGAUGAAUUAAAAUGAA
Molecule: messenger RNA, 1581 nt
Organism: Glycine soja
Lineage: Eukaryota; Viridiplantae; Streptophyta; Magnoliopsida; Fabales; Fabaceae
Product: putative septum site-determining protein minD homolog, chloroplastic
Exons: 1
Coding region: 135-1115 (326 amino acids)
Biological process (GO): negative regulation of cell division
Cellular component (GO): cytosol; cytoplasmic side of plasma membrane
Molecular function (GO): ATP hydrolysis activity; ATP binding
Source: RefSeq, a predicted model, not a curated record